UAUUUAAUGAGCAAAUAGGUAACUAAUAAGUAAUUAUUAAAUUCGAUGUUUUCAAAAACGAUCACAACUCACAAGUAAUAAUAACUCACCUUGUUGACGUGGUUACACUGUAACCUUGGUUUUAUCAUUGACAACUCGAAAAAUUUUCCAUAGAUAAUGGUUUAUCACGAUCAACACUGAACGGUCCGAACGGUGAACAUCAACAAAACUGCGGGUUUUUCGUUGCAACGAAUCCGUAAUUUAUAAUUUCAAUUUAUUUAUUUUUUUUUUUUAGUCUGGGCUCAAAUGUCGCAAUGAAAGUUGGCUAAUCGGACGGCCGUUAUAUCUUUUAAUAUUAUUUGAGAAAAAAAAAAAUGAGCAACCUUUUAGUUUACAGAACGCUGUUAAUAAAAUUUGCUUUUUCGUCAUUACUAAUUUUUAUGCACUUUCUGUAUGCGUUAUAUUCGUGGUUCAUCGACCAGACGAUAUUCAAACAGCCAGAUCCUUGGCAGAAUCGUUCCAUCAACGGAUACAAGAAGUAUCAGUUGAAAAAGUUGCCAAACCAUCUCGUAGUGUCUGUGUGCCAGGAGGAGGUGUUCUAUGAAUAUUUGGCCAAGUUGCUGGCAUGGGCGUUGUUCCUAGAAGUACCCGUCGUCAGUUUUUACCAUAACGAAAACGGUAUAUCUCCAGAAGAAUUAUUUUUUGCGUUCAGAGAUCAGUACAGUAGCUUAUUAAAAGAAAUUAAUUGGGGAUUAGAAUUCAAUGAUAACAUAAAAUUUGAAUCAAAAAAAUGUAUUAAUGGAUAUAAAUGGGAACCAAGAAUUGAAGUCAACAUACUGACAUCUAAACAUUCUAAAUUACAAUUAGUAAAUGCUUUGCGAACUGUGUGCAGCACAGAAGAAGAAUUCUCAGACACUUUAGUCGAUGCAAUUAAUAAAACAUUCCCCAUGGUUGAACCUGAUUUGGUUGUAAUCUGUGGCAAGUCAUGUACAACAUUUGGUUUAUUACCUUGGCACACCCGUGUCACUGAAUUUUUAACAUUGAAAACACAUUAUAAAGUCACAUUUUUAAAGUUUUACAAAUUAUUGGAACAAUAUAGCAGAAAUGAACAAAGAUUUGGAAAAUAAAAGUUUUUGUUAGAUUUUGAUAACUAAAUUUAAGUGUAAAUAAUAGUUUAUAUUGUUCAUCAAUUGUUUGGACAUUGUUAUUAAAAGAAUAUUUGUUUCUUAAUAAAUUAUUUAUUCAAAUCAAAUCAAAUUUAUGUACAAAAAUAUUUUUAGAUAUCAUUCAAAUGGUUAGAGUUAAAAAAAAAAAUACUUAAAUGUUUGUCAUAAACUGUACUGAGAUAGUGAGAUAGUCUUAUUUAUUAAUAACAUAUUAACUUAUGUGAAAUAUGUAGUCCAUAACUAAAAUUUGUUGAUAUAGAUUUUGUAAUUGAGGUUAGAAAGACUUUAGAAUACAAACAUGCUGGGUUCUUUAUAUUAUAUUUUUAUUUGGUUGUAGAGUGUGAAUGUAGAGCAGUGUUUCUUAACCGCUGUGUCGACAGGUAAGUCCAAAUGUGUCGCGGAAAGUACUAAUAUUAAAUGCAUGAAAUUUGUUGACACUAUAUUUACAAAAAUUAAUAGGUAUUAUUCUUAUUUUUUCUUUUAUUGUGUGUCACAAAGUAUGAACAUUUUUAAUAGUGUGCAGCCAUAAUACAAAGUUUGAGAAACACUGAUGUAAAGGUUUUGAUCGUAAUAAGGAAGUAAUAGCCAGAAAAACUUCCAAUGUUAGUCAGUGUGUACUAAAUAAAUAGCUGGUAUAGUUUGAAAUUAGUAAAAAUAUUUUUAAAACUUCAUUAUAUUAGGAAAGUGACAAUGUAUAAUGAACUAGAAGAAAGUUUGAACUAAUAAAUGUCUACAAAAACAUAUUUACUAUCACAAGCAAAUAACCAAGAUCUGCUGAGAAAAUUUUUAUAUGUUUGGCUUAUAUAAUCAGUUUUGUAAAAAACAUCAUGAAUAGAUGAAUUAUGAUACAUAAGUUAUGAGGAACCUAUGUAAAUUUUCAAUUUUACAAAAUAAUGUCUGUAAAUAGCUUGAGUCAAACCACUUAAAAUGCUAUUACGUCUAUAAAAUAUUAGAGUAUAAGUGUUUUAUUAAAAUUUUAAGUCAUAAUUUUCUUUCUUGAAUUACAAAAUAAACAUUAAGUAUUGAAAAUUUCCCAUUUUUAAUGUUAGAUGUUAGAUUGCAAAAAUGAUAUAAUGUUAAAUCAAAAUGUGAUAAAUGACACAAAAAACCCGUCCUCCGCUUAGAGAAAAAGUGUAAUAAUAAUUAUGGUAAUCAGCAAAAAAGAACAAUUUAAAACAAAUAUAAAUAUAUUAAUUGAUUUUUAAAAUUAAGUGAUUAAUUACACGAUACACACAUAGAAAUUGAAUGAAAAUAAUUAUUCCCCCAAAAUUAGUGGGGGUCCUGAAAAAAUGAAAAAUUAUAUUUCAUAAUAUGUAUUAUUAUAAAUUGUAUAACUUUAUAUUAUAAGCGUCUGGGAGUCCAGACCUGUAGAUUCACCACUGUGAUACCUCCUUGAUAAUCGGGACGUCUGGUUACACUAAAACUAAGUUUAUAUAAUCAUAAUUCAUAGAUACUUAUUACAAUUUAUUUUAUUGACUAAUGUUAUUAACUCUUGAGAUUAUAAUACCUUAGAUCUUAAUACUUUAUUGUAAAUGCUCAUAGGCAUUGUUUUGAGAAAAAAAUAAAACAAAAUUUAAUACAUUAACA
Rhopalosiphum padi (bird cherry-oat aphid) is the source of this 2732-nucleotide messenger RNA. RefSeq names its product dehydrodolichyl diphosphate synthase complex subunit nus1 (gene Tango14). Gene Ontology annotation, molecular function: ditrans,polycis-polyprenyl diphosphate synthase [(2E,6E)-farnesyl diphosphate specific] activity. Gene Ontology annotation, cellular component: dehydrodolichyl diphosphate synthase complex; endoplasmic reticulum membrane. NCBI's taxonomy places the organism in Eukaryota, Metazoa, Arthropoda, Insecta, Hemiptera, Aphididae. The record is from RefSeq and is a predicted model, not a curated record.